Molecule: messenger RNA, 954 nt
Organism: Ectocarpus sp. CCAP 1310/34
Lineage: Eukaryota; Phaeophyceae; Ectocarpales; Ectocarpaceae
Source: the annotation of a GenBank genome assembly
AUGCACGCCACGCGCGUGUCAGAUACUGGUAGAGGAGACAGGGAGCACGGGUUUAGGGUGCGACCGCCCGCGCACGAAGGCUUGCAAGAGUCCGAUCACGACGGACUGGACGAGAGUCUAGGGAGGUCCGAGCUGAGCCCCUUUCGGGGAGAAACAGAACUGAAGUCGAGCCCCUCGGGGGAGGCCCUGACUGCGCGUGACAUUCUCGAAGCCCACAGGAUGUUUGAGGAGCAGGGAGAGGGGUUUGAGAGGCGCGAAGAUGUGGAUGUGCAACAGGGGCCGCUCAGGGGCGAGCAACUUGGACUUGAUCGGCGUGUCAGUAGACAGGAGGAGGAUCGGGAAAUGAAAUACCGCCGAUACUAUCAACGGGUACUCAAGGACCGUCUCACGGCGCUGCGGAAGAUAAAGAAAGAGCGCUUGGAAGAGAAGCUACGUCUGGCAAGACUGUCUCAGCGCUUGCACUUGCAGGACGAAGGCCGCGGCCGGCUGAGUGACUUGUACAAGAAGAUUCUUACAGCGUUACACCGUCAGAGGAAGGAGGAUGAUCGGGAGGAUGCGGCACGACUGAAGGCCCUUCAUCUAGCGUGGCAGGCGCAAUCAGACGACCUCGAGAAGUUCUUCAAAGAGCGCGUGGAGCUGAUUGUGGAACAUGAACAAGGCUCUGGUAGGGAGCGUGCCCAGACAAUGGCCUCGGAAGAAAGGGAGCUGUCGGAUCUGUUCCGCCGCGCCGAAAUGGACUACGAGGCCCGUCUCUCCAGCCAGGCGGUGGAGGCAGCGGCUGAGGAACGGUACCAUGCCGAGGUCCAGCACGCCUACAAGGAGCUGCUGCAGAUGGAGGACUGGUCUGGCGCCUCACGAGACAGAUUCCUAGGCGUUCGACCGAAUACCGCCUUCGAGCAGCGACUCAAGCAGGCAAGCGAAAGCAGCAACAACUGUAUUCUGCAGGAUUUGUAG